AUGUUCUUUUGGUUGACCACUCUUGGUAUGCAGAAGUUCACAAACGAAGACCCUCCUGUUCCUGAAGAAGGAAUGCCUAAAAAUCAGCGCUUCAUGGUUGUUGAGGCUUGGAAGCAUUCAGAUUUCUUGUGCAAAGAUUACAUCCUUAGUGCUUUAGAGGACGAUUCGUACAAUGUUUAUAGUUCUGCUAAGACUUCAAAGGAAUUGCGAAUUGCACUUAAAAAGAAGUAUAAAACCGAAGAUGCAUGCUUGAAAAAAUUUGUGGUUGUCAAGUUUCUAGACUAUAAAAUGGUGGACAGUAAGACUGUUGAAACCCAAGUUCAAGAACUCCAAGUCCUUAUCCAUGACCUUAUUGCUGAAGAUAUGGUAAUUAAUGAGGCAUUUCAAGUGCCUGCUAUAAUUGAGAAGUUGCCUCCUUCGUGA
This is a messenger RNA of Lycium ferocissimum, 423 nucleotides long. RefSeq lists its product as uncharacterized. Lineage: Eukaryota; Viridiplantae; Streptophyta; Magnoliopsida; Solanales; Solanaceae. The record is from RefSeq and is a predicted model, not a curated record. The transcript has a single exon. Bases 1 to 423 code for a protein of 140 amino acids.